AAGCUACAAGGAGCAAAGGGCAUCGCUACUAGGAGCAAGGAUGCUACUAGGGGCUCCUGGCAUUGCUACUAGGAGCAUUCUUGCUACUAACAAGAAGCUAAACCAAAAAAGGCAAGGGCUUGCCCGCUUCAGUGCUUUCACGGGAGCGGCAAGCCAAGCAUGUCUUCGUCCACUGUAAUUAAUCUUAAAAAAAAAAUAAACAUGUGACUUGGCGGAGCGCCCGUGCCACCUGAUGCAAUGUCAUGCUUCUCGGCUCAAGCUCCCUUAGUGUUUGUGGUCUUCCAGAUGCUUCCAUGUGGUUUGGUCAUGCCCUGCUGCUGUUGAUCCCAUUGCUCUCGCAGGGCGCUCGUGAUGAAGAAGACUAUGAAGAGCUUCGAGGGCGUUUGAGUGAAGCUCAAGGAGGAGGUUCAGAUGACGAUGACGAAGAAAGUUUGCACAGUAGCUUAGGCUUCGCCCAAGAGACCCACCGGCACAGGCACCACCGAGGACGCCGGCUGUCGCUGCACAAUGGAAGUGAGGAGGUGACCGAAGAGCAAGGUCAAGCGCCAAGCGAGGAACACCUCAAGAUCCAAACUGAGGCGAAGAAGGAGCCCGACGACUGUGGACCGCUCAUGGGCCACAGCCCGGAAGAGGUGCGAGAGCAAGUGCUCCGAUGCCUCAAGCAACGAAAGCAGCAGGCGAAGGUGGUGCAAGAGUCGCUCCGGAAGCGCUCCAAAUACGAGAUGAUCACCGCCGCAGAGGUGGACAGAGUCGAGAAGCUCGCCAAGGAAAUUGGAGAUGUGGACGCCAUGAAAGCGGCGUACCUGAACGAUCAAGAGAAGAUUAAGGCAGCCUUGGUGAAGCGGAAGGAGCAGAUGGAUCGCCAGAUUCGGCGCCUGGAUCAAGACGGCCAGGAUGCAGCGGAUUGAGCCUUUGAUAGCCUUUCAAACG
This is a messenger RNA of Durusdinium trenchii, 930 nucleotides long. The record is from the annotation of a GenBank genome assembly. NCBI's taxonomy places the organism in Eukaryota, Dinophyceae, Suessiales, Symbiodiniaceae.